Messenger RNA from Sipha flava (yellow sugarcane aphid), 2436 nucleotides. It is a transcript of the gene Topors, whose product is annotated as E3 ubiquitin-protein ligase Topors. Bases 624 to 2261 code for a protein of 545 amino acids. Lineage: Eukaryota; Metazoa; Arthropoda; Insecta; Hemiptera; Aphididae. Gene Ontology annotation, biological process: protein monoubiquitination; protein polyubiquitination. The record is from RefSeq and is a predicted model, not a curated record. The transcript has 8 exons. Gene Ontology annotation, molecular function: ubiquitin protein ligase activity.
AUUUUCCCAUCAGGAUACCUAUCGUGCACUACUCUCCUCGUUGUCGGGGGGGCUAACGUUGUAGCGAUUACAGAGCGAGCGUUCUGUGUUUCGCUGUAGUAUUGAUAAAGUGGUGAAUACCGAGCGCUGUGUUCAGUGAUUGUGAAUCGAAUGUUGCAUGCAUCCGCCAACGUCUGUCUUUUCUCUCCCUGAAACCAGCGGAGUCGUUGUCGCUCGCCCGCUAGCGUCUCGCGGCCGUUAUUCUCUAUCGACGGCACUUGUCGCGGUGCCCAGGUGUUGUAUGCUCUGCUCUUCGCUCGUUGUCCUCGUGUCGGGACCGUCGUCCGUUCGUUACACCAUUUCCUUGUUUAUCCCUAUCUGGUGCUCGGCAACGGGGCCCCGGCGGUAGUGGUCGGCUGCGAACCUGUUUCUGCGCCGUGCACCUUACUCGUACGAGAUGUCCCGUAGCCUCCAUAUUUCGGGGCCUCUUUGACGGGCGUAUGUACAUAUUUUUCACGCUUGGCACAUCGUACCGUCAUGGGCUUGCCCGUGUAGUGCUGUCUGGGUAAACACAAAUAACGUCUGCUGUGUGUGCACGAGUGGAAAUCCUUCUCCGUAAAUGAAUUAAAAUUUGGUGAUUCAACAUGGAUUUAAACCUAAAACCUGAAUUAUUUGGUGAAAUUCCUAGUGUAGUUGAUGUAUCUUCAGAUGAUGAUAUAGCAGUACGCCCUAGCACACCAGAAACAAAUUGUUCAAUUUGUCUUGAAGAGUUAAAUAAUAAAUGUUAUUCAGAUUCAUGUUGGCAUUUGUUCUGUUUCGAGUGUUUAAAACGAUGGUCAACGAUCCAGCCAUCAUGUCCAUUAUGCAAAAAAGAAUUCAAAUGUAUAUACCAUGCAUUUAAUGAUCAGGGCUCACAUGAAACUUUUGAAAUUCCAAGACAAAUUGCAGAAAUUUCGUCAACAGCAACAGUCUUUUACUCUAAUGCUGAUAACAACAGUGUCUUCAGGAUGAAUUUGUUUUUGGAUAUUGUUCGAAGAAAUGAGAGACUGUUGCAUCAGCUAAGUAAUUCAGAAACAAAUGAUCCAGAUUUUAAUAUAGAUUUUAAUAUGCAUUCAAAUACACAAUUAGUUCGUUUCCAUCCAAGAAUUGACUUACCACAUGGACAAACAAUGCGAAUAAGAGUGUAUAGUGAAAAUUUAUGGGCUGAUCCAUUACCCGAUUUAAGUGGUCGAUAUAGAGAUUGUAGUACUAAUUUUUAUAGAGAAAAUCAAGCACAGAUUUAUAGAUUACAUGAUUUCAUUCUUAGAGAUCUUACAGCCAUCAGAACAGUCGAAAGAACAGAAGGAGUUAUUAGGCAUGGAUUACCUGUCAAUGAUCAUAAUUUAACCACUCUGAUUAUGCAAUCAGUUUCAAGUUAUGAUAUUCGAGAUAUGUAUAUGAUUAGCUCCUUACGACCUUAUAUUGGAAAUCAUUCAGCGCAUUUUGUUCAUGAAUUGUACAAUUAUGCCCAUAGUCCAUAUGACUUGAUUGGUUAUGACCGUAAUGUGCGUUAUAGUAUAAGACCAAUCAUUCCAACAGCAACAGUAUAUCAAGGAUUAAAUGUAUCAGAUGUGUUUGAAGAAACACCAAGAAUAAUUUCACCAGUUCCAAUUCCACCAAAUCCAAGAUUCUCUGAAACUAUUGUGUUAGAUACAGAUGAUGAAGAAGUUGAAACUAACUCACGGUUGUAUGGACAGGAAAUUAUUAUUGUUAGUUCUACAAAUGAAGACUCGGAUGUUGAAAUUCUUAGUCACUCUUAUCUUCCUCCUAGAACAUUAGAUUCUUCUAGGGACCAACCAUCCACAUCUACUGGUAUUCGAGAUUCAUUAGACCGACCAAAUAAUAGGUAUAAUUUAAGGAGGCGAAGAUUGUUUUCACCUAUUAUCAAUGAAUCUAUAUCUGGUUGUCCUGUACAUUUGUCUCGAAUGACAUAUCCAGCUGGUUUAAGAAGAGGAAGGAUUAAUUUGGAUUCUUCUUCUUCUUCUGAUGAUGAUGAUUCAUUCACUCCUACUAGUGGUUCUCAAACUAUGCAUAUGAAAAAUACCGUUGUUUUAGAUAAGAAUAAAAGGAAAGUUAAAAAGAAAAAACUAAGAAAAAGAAAAAGAAAUGUUGAUAAUUCUCUAUCUGAAUUGCAUUUUGGUAGUAGAAGUCAUUCAAAUUCUGGAUCCUCUUCAUCUUUUAGUGAUACAGACACUAGACCAAAUAAUAAUUGCUUACCUUUGCGUACCAAUAUUUUGCUAUAGAUUUACACUUGUUAAUAGUGUUGCAAUAUAUAAAACAAGAAGUUUUUUCUAUAUAAUGAACUUAACCUUAAUACAUAAAAUCUCUACUUUUCACUGUAUAUUUCUGUUUAAAUUAUUUAACUUCAGUAAUUUUGUUUUGUUUGUGGUUAAUAGAAAAUAAUAAUAAAAAUGGUCC